AUGAUUGAGGGUAUUGAAUGGCUUCCAUGUGACCUGUUAAGUAGCCUGUUGCAGAGUCCCAGUGCGGCCAAAUUAUUGAACCAGCCAAUCCCUAUCCUUGAUACGGAGAGUGAAUAUAUCUGUUCCCUGGCACUGGAGUGCCUGGCACACCUCUUCAGCUGGAUCCCUUUGUCUACCAGUAUCACUCCAUCACUCCUCACCACCAUUUUCCACUUUGCUCGCUUUGGCUGCGACACCCGCGUUCGGAAGAUGUCUUCUGUCAACGGCAGCAGCCAGAACUCAGUGUUGGGACAGGAGCGUGGCCGACUUGGUGUCUUGGCUAUGUCUUGCAUCAACGAACUGAUGUCUAAGAACUGUGUGCCCAUGGAGUUUGAAGAGUAUUUGCUACGGAUGUUCCAGCAGACUUUCUACCUCCUGCAGAAGAUUACCAAGGAGAACAACGCCCAUACGGUGAAGAGCCGGCUAGAGGAACUGGAUGAAAGAGUACUGUGCUGGGGGAGACAGGCAGAAAGCUACAUUGAGAAGUUCACGGACUUUCUCCGUCUCUUUGUGAGCGUCCACCUACGAAGAAUCGAAUCCUACUCCCAGUUCCCCGUGGUUGAAUUUCUGGCACUGUUGUUCAAAUACACUUUCCAUCAGCCUACCCAUGAAGGUUACUUUUCCUGCUUAGACAUCUGGACUCUCUUCUUGGACUAUCUGACUAGCAAAAUUAAAAGUCGCCUGGCAGACAAAGAAGCAGUACUCAACAGGUACGAAGAUGCCUUGGUUCUGUUGCUGACAGAGGUGUUGAAUCGAAUCCAGUUCAGGUAUAACCAGGCACAGCUGGAGGAGCUGGAUGACGAGACACUGGAUGAUGAUCAGCAGACCGAGUGGCAGCGGUACUUGCGCCAGAGCUUGGAAGUGGUUGCAAAAGUCAUGGAGCUCUUACCAACUCAUGCCUUCUCCACUCUAUUUCCAGUUCUGCAGGAUAACUUGGAAGUGUAUCUGGGACUCCAGCAGUUUGUGGUCACUUCAGGGACAGGUCACAGGCUGAACAUCACUGCAGAGAAUGAUUGCCGUCGGUUGCACUGCUCCCUGAGGGACCUGAGCUCCCUGCUGCAGGCUGUUGGUCGUUUAGCAGAAUACUUCACUGGGGAUGUGUUUGCUGCCAGGUUCAAUGAUGCUCUUACAGUGGUGGAGAGGUUGGUGAAAGUAACGCUGUACGGAUCCCAGAUUAAACUGUACAACAUUGAAACUGCAGUGCCAUCGGUGUUGAAACCUGACCUUAUCGAUGUGCACGCUCAGUCCCUGGCAGCGCUGCAAGCCUACGCGCACUGGCUCGCACAGUUCUACAGCGAAGUCCACCGGCAGAACCCGGAGCAGUUCAUCUCUCUCGUCUCCACAGCUCUGGAGGCCAUCACACCCCUCAUCAGCUCCAAGGUGCAGGAGAAACUGCUGCUGUCUGCGUGCCACCUGCUCGUCUCUUUAGCCACCACAGUGCGACCAGUGUUCUUGAUCAGCAUCCCAGCAGUACAGAAGGUGUUCAACAGGAUCACAGAUACUUCGGCUCAGCGGCUUCCUGAUAAGGCCCAGGUGCUGGUGUGCAGAGCGCUGUCAAACGUCUUGUUGCUGCCCUGGCCAAAUCUUCCAGAGAGUGAACAGCAGUGGGCAGUUCGCUCCACCAACCACGCCAGCCUGAUCUCUGCCCUCACGAGAGAAUACCGCCAAUUGAAAUCCAAUGCCAUCUUGCCACAGAGGAAAGUGCAGCUGGAGGACA
Antrostomus carolinensis (chuck-will's-widow) is the source of this 1756-nucleotide messenger RNA. RefSeq names its product exportin 6 (gene XPO6). Lineage: Eukaryota; Metazoa; Chordata; Aves; Caprimulgiformes; Caprimulgidae. The record is from RefSeq and is a predicted model, not a curated record. The annotation marks the transcript as partial. Gene Ontology annotation, biological process: protein export from nucleus. Gene Ontology annotation, molecular function: nuclear export signal receptor activity. The transcript has 13 exons.